AUGGUUGUCAGCGAACACGUCCACACUGUAGAGAGGACCCCGGCAAGAGAGCAGGGCUUCACACUCCAUCACCCCAUCCCUACAAAAGCUUCACAGACACUCUCCCAUCCUGUCACCCUUCUCCAGGCCACUCUGGACACAGCUGCCCAGACCUCGCUGCGACGCCCCCAUCCUCUCAGUCACCCCGCCCACCAGGCUCUGCGCUGCACCGCCCUCUGGCACACCAGGGUGCGCCACAGCUCCCUGGUGUUUCAGCCUCUGGAGAAGCUUGAUAGUGGAGGUACCUCGGCGCCACCUCGUGACAGAAGCCUGAACUGCAGCCUGAACUUGGCAGAGCAGAAAAGUGGGAGGGAGGGGCUGCGGCCCAAAGCCACCACCAGAGAGAACUUUCUGGAAGGCUGGUUUCCCUCUGGUGUAAAAUAUGAUGAGAAGUGCCUGCAAAAUUUGAUCAAGAGCCUAUGCAGCAUCCCCUUCAAUCUGAUCCAGUCUCAGUGUCAGAAAAUGCAUACCAAGGUCUUUGUCAAGAGUGCCAGCAUUGCCUUCGAGUUGAAGAAAGUCAACAGCAUGAUUUGCAAUGAAGAUAACGGAAGGGUGACCAAGAUCAAAGGAUAUGAAGUCCCCCAGCAAGCUCUUGACCACCAGAGACUCCACUCAGAUCCACAUAUGAGUGACAGCAGUAAUUCUAGGGCAGACGUGAUGACCCAUGAUAUUGAAAUGGGGCCAAAUCUUAGGAACUGCAUGGCUGAAUCCCUGCAGAUCCAUGAAGAGAAUGCGCCCAAGCUUUUGUCCUUCAACUCGAGCAACAACACAUCCUACAAGCUGGUUGGCCUGCCCAACACCAUGCAGAAGGCCCCCAACCUCAAGAGCCUGAACCUCUCCAAAAAUGAGGUUAAGUCUGAAGGGGAGUUGGACAAGGUGAAAGCGCUGGAGUCAGAAGAGAUGUGUGCGGACAGAAACCCUCUGUGCACCACCUUCCCAGAUAAGUCCACCAACAUAAGGACUAGGAGUGUGGAGACUGUGCCUUGCUCGUCCACUGGGGCUGCCUGGAGCCAGAUCCUGGUGCCCUGGACGGACAACCAUGAGGUACCCCUACCCAUUGUCUUUGGCAUUGAAGCAUCCAAGAAGUUACCAGUCUGCAGGGUGAGGAGGUAUUACUGGGUCUAUGACUAUGGGGACAGGCUGGGUCUCCUGGAUGCUUACCAUGACGAGGCCUGCUUCUCGCUGACCCUUCCCUUCAACCCUGAGGACCUGAUUCCAAGCUGCUUGGACAAAUACUCUAAGGGGAGCAGGAAUAUAAAGAAGCUCAAGGACCCCGUCCUGCGGGUUCAGUUGCUGAAACACACAAAACAUGACAUUGUUGACUCCCUCAGUGUAUUGCCCAGAACCGAGCAUGACAUCAGCUCCUUGGUGGUGGACAUGUGUGUCCAGACGGAAAAGAUGCUCUGCUUUUCUGUCAGCGGUGCCUUCAAGGAGGUGGAAGGAAUGUGUCAGGCUCAUGUUCGUGCCUUCACCCGGAUCUUCAUUGCUACUCCUUCCAGCAACUUCAGCUCUCUACCCACCCUCUCCCAGCAGCAGCAGGAAAUGGUGGCAGCGUUCACUGCCCAGUCUGGGAUGAACCUUGAGUGGGCUCAGAAGUGA
This is a messenger RNA of Loxodonta africana (African savanna elephant), 1638 nucleotides long. RefSeq names its product nuclear RNA export factor 1-like. The transcript has 16 exons. Gene Ontology annotation, molecular function: RNA binding; protein binding. The coding region runs from base 1 to 1638 and encodes 545 amino acids. NCBI's taxonomy places the organism in Eukaryota, Metazoa, Chordata, Mammalia, Proboscidea, Elephantidae. The record is from RefSeq and is a predicted model, not a curated record. Gene Ontology annotation, cellular component: cytoplasm; nucleus. Gene Ontology annotation, biological process: poly(A)+ mRNA export from nucleus.